Molecule: messenger RNA, 807 nt
Organism: Drosophila serrata
Lineage: Eukaryota; Metazoa; Arthropoda; Insecta; Diptera; Drosophilidae
Product: COMM domain-containing protein 3
Biological process (GO): sodium ion transport
Source: RefSeq, a predicted model, not a curated record
GUAAGUGCUGUUAAGCGCGUUUAUUGUUUGUUAUUGUUUACAGCCGCUUUGGCUCUAAUAAUUAUUAAUUAUUGCUUGAUACGAAUAAUUCAUUGAGGAAGAAGUGGUUGCCACAUGGCGACGCAAACGGAGAAGCCUCCCGCUGUGGAUGCAACCACUGAGGAGAGUGGACUGCUCUCCGCAACCGUGGUGGCCGGUCUCAAAAGCCUGGGCAACAUUAUUACGCCCGCUCUGACCAAGAUACUCAUCGCAAACGCGCUGAAACUAACCCUUCACCCGGAUGCAACUAUUGCCCCCGUGCCGGAGAUUUAUGCCAGCAACGCGGCCUGUGCCAAGCAAAGUGAAUAUGCUGUUGUCACCCUGCUCUCGCUGGCCACCAAGCACGGCUGGGAUGGCUUCACGCUCCGCCAACAGUUGGAUCAGCUGUCCAUUAACAGCGUGGCCAUCGAGGAGCUAGCCCGCGUGUACGAGGACAAUCGCAAGGAUCUGGUGCUGCGGCAGUUGCAACUGGGCCACAAUUUUCCGCACAUCACUGACAUCCAAUGGCGCAUCGCCUGCGAUGUGAAGUCCUCCACUUCCGAUUGCAGCACUGGUGUAGCUAGCUUCUACAUCAAUCUGGGCAACUUCCGGCCGAGUAGUGGAGAGCGAGUAACCGUCGUGGAGUUUGUGUGCAACGCCGAAGAGCUGCAGUCUUUGAUCAACCGCCUGAAGGAGAUAGAGAGACACUGCAGCCAGAUGGCCGUGGCUUAGGAGGAGCAUGACAUUCUUAAUGUUUAUAUUUCGCAGAAAUAUAUAUGUUUAACAGUA